UCAUAUCUUUCACCUGGAUUCACCUGGUCAGUCUGUGUSAUGGAAAGAGCAGGUGUUCUUAAUGUUUUGUCCACUCGGUGUAGGUAAUGGCGUGCCAUUUGGAAUGUGGCCUCUGUUGACGGCAUCAGAAUAUACAGGGAUUUCCUCAGGGAUUAAUGCCCAGGGUGGAAGUUACAGUCCCCAUUGUUAACCAAAUGCUUUUCUUUUUCACGUUGAGAGCUGAGUCUCCUAGCAACGUGGGAAACAUUGGACACUAAAUCAGAGUCUGAAGACUGAGGAGAGGCUAAUGUGKACAUUCUGAGAUCAUCAUGUCGGUCUUUAACAGCCCAGAUCCCUGUGGUGAAAAGAAACUAUCUGACAGGAACACGGGUCAUCAUGACGAUCACGUUAUCCCGCGCACGGCUGACGUCUCCAACGCGGCCACUAGGGGCAGUCCACGCUUUGGAGCGUUGAGUCACCACUCCUUCUUCUCCAGACACAACCCUCACCCACACAGAGUCACACACAUGCAAGGUCUAAAUGGGAUUCCAGUAUGCAUGGUGAAUGACGACUGGUACGUGACCACCUCUCUGUUCCCCCAUCCGCUCAUCAAGAGUCAGGUAUUCAGGACAAGUACAGGAGCACCUUUCUCCAUGCCUGCAGGACACAGCGUGUUCGGAGGCAGAUACAGCACCGGACACAGAACAGCUCUGUUAUCAGAAGCCUGGAAAGAGGAGUUGAAAGAUCUGUCUGCAAAGGUCAGCCUUUCUACUCAGGACAGAAAAGAUGAGAAUGAAGAGGAGGGUCUAGGACUGGUCCGGAGAAAGACCCAGUACUCUGCCCAGACCGGGAGGAUCAUUCCUCCCUCCUCUCAGGCGUAUCAGCGUAGCCACCAGCCUCAGACCCACCGUCACCCCCCUGCUCCGGUUCUACAUCAGCAGGAACUGAUGGUGCUGGAGCUGCUGUGUCAAAUCCUUCAGACUGACUCCUUAUCAUUGGUCCAGCAGUGGCUGCUGCUCGCGGGCCAGAGGGAGAAGGACAUGGUGAUGGGGUUGAUUCAGUGA
Messenger RNA from Salvelinus sp. IW2-2015, 1043 nucleotides. Lineage: Eukaryota; Metazoa; Chordata; Actinopteri; Salmoniformes; Salmonidae. The record is from RefSeq and is a predicted model, not a curated record.